Labeo rohita (rohu) is the source of this 2707-nucleotide messenger RNA. It is a transcript of the gene fastkd5, whose product is annotated as FAST kinase domain-containing protein 5, mitochondrial. NCBI's taxonomy places the organism in Eukaryota, Metazoa, Chordata, Actinopteri, Cypriniformes, Cyprinidae. Gene Ontology annotation, molecular function: RNA binding. Gene Ontology annotation, cellular component: ribonucleoprotein granule; mitochondrial matrix. Gene Ontology annotation, biological process: regulation of mitochondrial mRNA stability; mitochondrial RNA processing. The record is from RefSeq and is a predicted model, not a curated record.
CCUGCACUUCACUACAUGCUGUACGUGCUGUCAGUGUGGAUUCAGCACAGAAAUGAGUGUUUUUGCUGCGUCUCUUCAUGAAAUAAACACCUGACUUGAAGAAGACUGCUUGAAGAAAACGCGCUGAAGUGCCUGCUGUUGAUGUCUGCGACCGUGCUGUUUCAUCAUGUGGCAAAGCGCUGUCUUUAUGCCCACAUGCGCUGCAUUUCCCUCUUCAGAUCCCAACAUUUAUCAUCAAACGUGGAAAAUGGAGAGCAAAAGAGAGAAGAAGAAACAGAAAGCAUGUUGGUGUACAACCCCUCAGCUUACUACCAGAGACCAACGUCCCGUUCCUCCACCGUGGGCCGCUCAGAAACCGAAGAAAACUUGUCUCGUAAUCUCCCCUUAAACCCUGCAUUCCGUCAACAGCGUAGCCCGUACAGUAUUAGCGCCUUACGACGGCUCUCCAGCACUAAGAACGCACAAGCCGUUUCAACCCCAAAUGCCACCAAAGAGUCAAGCGUCAACAACGACCCACGAGCCUUUCAGAGAUGUCGGCCUGAAUACCGCAACAUGACCCAUGACCCAUCCCCACGCUCGUCUACUGUAGACCUCAACGAGGCCUUGUUAGUUCUUCAUAAAGUCACGGUGCAAAAAGGCAACAUGGGACCUUCAGAAGUAUCUAUAUUCUUGUCCAAACUUAGUCAGAUUCCCCAAGAACAAACCGCGGUCGUAAGAGGCGACAAACGAUUCAACAUGCUCCUGCGGUACAGUGUGGAAAUCCUGGAAAACUUCACGACGCCGCAGUUAUUGGAUGUACUAAGUGCCUUUGUAAACUUAGGUUUGCCUCAAUCCAAUAGCAUUCUGGGAUUGUACGAAACCGAGUUCUGUCGGCGAGCCAGCGAGAUGGAGCUUCACCAGUUGCUGCUGGCCGCCGACUGCUGGCGAUGCCUCGGUCGGGUUGUUCCUCAGUACCUCGAGAGGCUCUAUGACAAUGUGAGCCGAAACUUUAACCAGAUGGGUGUUCCAGAAUUGGUUCAACUCUUGUACAUAAUCGGGGAAGGCAGGAGAUGUCCGGAUACCCUCGUUCAACCCAUCGAGUCGUUACUUAUGCGUCAUCUGUACCAGUUGAAGCCUGAAGAGCUGAGCGCUGUUUGCUUGGGCCUCUUCAAAUCACAAUGUUCCCUGUCCGAGAGAGCGACCCGCCGGCUUAUGGACAGGGCGCUUGCUGUAGUUGAGGAUAUGAGUGAUUUUGCCAUUGUUAAUGUUAUGAAGCUUAUGCGAUUUAGCUAUCUAGACCAUCUCCCGUGGUUGGAGGCCAUGGGAUCGGAGGUUCCUCGUCGUGCACCAAAAAUGGAGGUUCAAGGCCUCAUGCAUGUCGUCUUGGCUUGCUCCGCUCUGCACUACCGGGAUGACCGGAUUCUCCUGGCUGUGGCUGAACGAUUACCCAGCGUGGCCAAUCGAUACCGGAGUAAAGAUGCUGCAAAGUUGCUGUGGGCCUUUGGGACUUUGGGAGUCCUUCCCAAACAAUGUCCCAACCUUUAUCCAUGUCUCACUGCGAUUUUACGAGAACGCCAAAUCGAGUUUCAGCAAUACCCUGAACAUUUGUUGACAGGUCUGCUUGGACUUGCUUUUGCUGGUCUGCUGCCCGAGGAUCUGCUCAGUUUGGCUUUAAGCGAAGAGUUUGUCAACAGAGCUUGUAAUUCCCAAGAGCUUGAAUUGAAAAAAGACUUAUUCACCUUAGAUGGAACUGUUGGCUUGGAGUUACCCAAGUCAACGGUCCCAAGACUUAGUCUUGCAAUUCGUGAAGAAGUAACCAAACUACUAUGGGAUUUCGCUCAAUCAGAUAUCUGCCAGAAGCCUGAGGUGCUCGAGGCUGAAGAUGUGUUGAGGAAUCUACUGGGUGGAGAGAUGUUUGUGCGCAAGCACAUGAUACUUCCACACUUGCGCUCGAUUGAUCUAGAAGUGCACUUAGAUCGAAAUGACCAGCCUGUUCCUGUAUCCUCCGGACCUUGCCAAGAAAAUCUCAGCUCUCAAAAUGUGGAUGCAAGGCUCUCCGGAGUUACCAUUACUGACGACCUACUAGCUCAACUAACUAAUACACGAAAGACUCCAGUGCAGGCAUCUAAUCAGUCCCUCACAAAGAUUCACAGAGCUGAAGCAGUCCGUGAAAGAGAAAGUAUUUUUAAUGUUGGUAUUGAUUUGACAGACGAUCUUCUGAUGGUGCUGACCAAAUCCCGUAAGCGUUCGCCUCACCUAGAUGAUUCUAAACCGUCGAUUCAGAGACUGGCUGUUCAAGUGACACAUAGGAAUCACUAUUGCUACCGGACUGAGCAGUUGCUUGGAUUACAUGCACUGAAGAGGAGACAGCUUGCGCUGGCCGGAUACAGAGUUGUAGAGUUGCCCCAUUGGGAAUGGUUUCCCUUGCUGCGACGCUCACAAUCGGAGAAACUGGCCUAUAUGCACUGCAAGAUAUUCAGCUGUUCUGACUCCAAAAAUUAGAUUAAUUGAAUUCUCUACAUAUUUAAACAACCAGGGUUUAUUCAACCUACGCUAACAUUUCUGCAGUGGCUAACGUUUGUUUUGAUGAAACGAUUAUGUGAUUGUAUUGUUGCACAAAGUCAAUAAAUGACAAAUUGUGCUUUACAGUGUUUAUCUAGUUUUGCUUUAUAUGAGUGUUUUUAUUUUGCUUUAUUCUUUGAUUUUGUCAUUAUUAAAGAUGAUUAGA